AUGAAGACUUUACUCCUGCAAGAGAAGUGCACAAUCAGUAUUGUGAUUCUAACUAGCAUCAUUAUGUCGAGCCUUACCGUAAAUUUGUUGGAGAUCAAUCAAACAAAAUUCACGAUCCAACUGAAAGUUUUAAGGAUAGGCUCGGAAUCAAGUUGUGGUCAGAAUGGUUCUUCUCGAAUACAUAAAAUGAUAAUGGUCGACAAGGAUGGAGUCCACAUUGGAGUAAUAAUGUGGAAUGACGAUAUUAAAGAAUACGCCAACAAAUUCAAACUCAACAACACGUAUUCAAUCACAGGUGCUGAAGUAGGACAAGUCAAUCCCACUUUUGCAAAAAUGGCCAUUCAUCCAGAGAAAGAACUACUCCUUAGAAUGACCAACAAAACCUCUGUAAAUCUUGCCGCUGAAGAUAUCCAACACAAUAUCUCCUAUAAUUUCACCGCCUUCAACAACAUCAAUGUCAAAAAUUAUGCUAAUGAUAAAAUUGACUUAUGUGGGAUUGUAAUGAAGGCAAAGGAAUCAAGGAUUGUGACAAAAGCAAACGGAGCAAAAGCAAACUUACGAGAGAUAACCAUCAUGGACCAAGAGUAUCGAUCCAUUAUUGUCUCUUUAUGGGAUGACAUGGCUCAAAAUGAAGGAUCCAUCGUACACAGUAUGGUUGCAGAGAGCCCAUUUAUUGCAAUUAGCAAUUUGAUAUCACCAAAGAUCUACAACGGACAAUUACAAAUGCAAACCAGUGCAUCAUCUCUUCUUCAAAUCAACACGGCGUGUGAGGAAUACAACCAUAUGCGUAUAUGGUUACAAACACAUGGUACGCCUGUGAAUAUAAUUGAAAUGUCAAUGGCACGAAUAAUGAAGGACUUGGAUAGUAUCACCUUGCAACAGAUUUACUACAAUCGUGCAGACAUAAUUGAGGGAAAGUACUACUGCUUAAGAGGAUUUGUCGCCAAAGUAAUGAACAAAACAUCUCUAUGGUAUGAAUCGUGCAAAAAAUGCACAUCCUCUGUUAACAAGAAUGACGACAACAAGAUGUGUAAAAAGUGCAACGAUGUCGUGGAAACAACUCCAAGAUAUAGGUUGGUACUAAAUGUCGUAGAAGCGAACCUCAGUGGCACUAUAACACUUUUCGAAGAUGUCGGGAUGGUUUAUGUGGGGUGCUCUAUUGAAGACUACAUUAGAUCUAUUGAGCAGGUGAAGAAAUUCGCAGAUUUAGAUCGUGAAAUUCAAAGAAAGCAUUCGCAGGUGAAGAAACAACGAUCGUGA
This is a messenger RNA of Striga hermonthica, 1260 nucleotides long. NCBI's taxonomy places the organism in Eukaryota, Viridiplantae, Streptophyta, Magnoliopsida, Lamiales, Orobanchaceae. The record is from the annotation of a GenBank genome assembly.